GCGGCCGGCCGGACGCCAUGGCGGCGCCGUCCCCCGGCCAGCGCGGCCGCGAACAGGUGUGCCCGCGCGUCCCCCCGCCGGCGACCAGGAUGAAGGAGCCGCCCUCUCGUCGCAACAAGUACCUCCGCAGCCGCUCGCCGGUGCACGAGAUCCUCGCAGCAAAAGGUGGCAGCACCGUCGACCGGGGCGCCGAGGACAAGCGCUGGCGGAUCCAGAUGAUGAUCGAGUAUACGGCCAUCCCGGAGAACAGCGAGCACGAGCCGGAUCAGGGGCGCGCCUCAAAG
Messenger RNA from Pollicipes pollicipes, 284 nucleotides. RefSeq lists its product as uncharacterized. The record is from RefSeq and is a predicted model, not a curated record. Lineage: Eukaryota; Metazoa; Arthropoda; Thecostraca; Pollicipedomorpha; Pollicipedidae.